Messenger RNA from Mycena citricolor, 4018 nucleotides. Lineage: Eukaryota; Fungi; Basidiomycota; Agaricomycetes; Agaricales; Mycenaceae. The record is from the annotation of a GenBank genome assembly.
CCAAAGUUGCCUCCGGCCUUUAUGGUGCCCCAGUCCUACAUUUCACGCGUGUCUCGCUUCAUCUAACACACUUCUAACUUGUGUAUAUUUCGCUCGUAUCACAGACACGCGCAUCCAUCUAUCCGAUCUCGUUAAAUUACGAUCCAUUCCAAGAGAUCCUAUUGCUGUACUCGCGCACAACACACCAUGCCGUCUGACAUUCCUCGCUAUAUCGGAAAUUACCAUCUAGGAGAGAGUCUGGGUUCAGGAUACUCUGGGUCGAUUUUCAAGGCGAGACAAGUCCACACAGGUGAAGUAGUUGCGCUCAAGGUGCAGAAUGUGAACCACGAGUGCCCUACCAAUCGAUACGAGCGCGGGUUUUAUCCCUCACUACAAGGUGGUGUUGGAAUGCCCACAUUAUGGGGCUCCGGGGUGGAAGGCCAAUGGGACUGGCUAGCCAUCGAUCUCCUUGGCCCAAGUUUGGACAACCUGUAUCGGCGGAGUGGGAAGGAUACUAUGGACCUCAGUUCCGUAUGCACUAUUGCCGUUCAGCUCAUCGCACGGCUAGAGUUUAUGCACAGCCGGGGUAUCCUGCACAGAGACAUCCAGUUAGGGAAUUGCGUAAUUGGAUUGCCUCCGUACGAUCAUAUCAUCUAUAUGAUCGAUUUUGGCUUCUCAAAACGAUACAUCGACCAACACACGAACCGGCACAUUCCCGACAGUCGUGCAAAACGGGACUUCAUCGGGAAUUAUUGGUUCAGUUCGGUUGGCGUGCACUGCCGUGGUCGAGUCCCUUCGCGCCGUGACGAUCUCGAAGCGGCAGCGCUGAUGCUCAUCCACUUGCUCACCCCACGGGGGCUUCCCUGGACGCGUAACGGCGUGCCGAAGACGGACGAGGCGCACGAGCGGCUGAAGAAGGAGAAGAAAGCAGCGCGGCCAGAAGACCUUUGUGCUGGACUGCCGGAAGAGUUCGAAGAGUUUCUAUUCUACUGCCGACGACUUCACUUCCAAGAGUGUCCGGACUACGACAAUUGGAAGGAGCGAUUUCGGGAACUGGCUCAAACUGAGGGUUUCCCUGAGAGUGAUGACUUCAUCUGGCCACCCGUCGUCCAGCCUAAGCCAUUCUCGAAGGCGACAGCUCGUCGAAGCAUGGCGCCCGACCCACAGGACGUGGAACGAAUUCUGCACGACCUCGUUAAAAUGAACAUGGACGAUGCGACCAGGGCAGGAUCAUCCCAGUCCAUGGAGGUGAUCGACAUUACUAGUGACUCCGAGCACGAGAUUCAGACUAUUCCACCCCCUCACCUAACACCCAAGGCCCACAAACUCAACAAGAUCACGAGAAAACUUGCAAAUGCGGUUGACAACGCGACUCUGUCGGGCCUGGUACUUGAGUUCAUCACUAUUCUACAAUCAAAUAGCUCUCGUACCCUCACAAGAGAAGCAUCAAGUUUUCUGGACGCUCUCUACAAACAGCUUGCCGAUCCUUCCGUGUUUGAAGCACGCGCUCCUUUACGGACUUCGCGGCAGUCCUCUAACAAGAGCUCGCAGACGGAAAAGGAACCAGCGCAUGUAAAACUGGGUGUUGUCGCACGACUGAAGCGCGAAGUUGGGAGUGCACCUAAUAACAAAACGCUUGCGGCUAUGAUACAAGAUUUUGGUCAAGUCACGAACAACAGCGCUGGGCGAACGAUCAGCAAGGAUGGGUUUGCAUUCCUUGAGGGGCUUGCGGGAAGGUUGAAGGAUUUGAAAUAGAUGGACUUGGCAUGUAAAGUAAAUGACCGUGAGCCAGCCAGUGCUCGGUCGGAGGUCGCUGUAAAGACAGAUCCGAGUGUACAAUUUGCCUCCGGCAGCGAGUGAUGGACCAAUCAGGAUGGAGAUCAAGCGAGGCUAGAACGCAUCCUCAUAUGCACCCUCAUCUCGAGCGCCCACGCACUGCCCACACACUCUUGAGGCCCUUCCAUGGACUGUCUAGACCACAAGGGACCGGUCCAAUAGCUAUUUGCAAUCGAAUGAUCAUCUCAUCCGUAUCGCAUGACAUCAUUGGUCGGGGGGCCUCAACUUUCCAUCGACCUAGAUCUUACCGGUGUUCUAAUCCAUCCUGAACCCUAUAUAAAGGCCGUUACUGGUCUCAGAACCAAAGCUUUGACACCACACAUGUCUUCCAACGCGUCUGUCUCUUCUCUCCAGGCCGAGGUUAACCGCCUCCGCCUCGAGCUCGAGUCCCACCAGACCAAGGCUGGGACUGAGCCCAUCACCGUUGGCAACUACCUGCUCGCUCGCCUUGCUCAGUUGAGCGUUACGAAAUUGUUCGGCGUUCCGGGAGACUUCAACCUCGGGUUCUUGGACAUGGUGGAGGACCAUCCGACCAUCGAUUGGGUCGGCAAUUGCAACGAACUGAACGCGGCAUAUGCUGCUGAUGGGUAUGCUCGCGUCAAGGAGCACAGUGUCGGGGCUCUUCUCACGACAUUUGGCGUUGGUGAACUGUCGGCGAUCAACGGCAUUGCUGGGGCAUUUUCGGAGAUGGUGCCCGUAGUGCACAUCGCCGGUGUACCCAGCGUCGAUCAACAGAAGAGCAAGCCGCUCCUCCAUCAUACGCUCGGCGAUGGUCGAUUCGACGCUUAUUUCAAGGCGUCUGAACAGUUCACCAUCUCUCAGGCCAACUUGAUUGACAAGGACACUGCGGCAGCUGAAAUAGACCGUGUUCUCACCGACUGCAUCACUCUCGCUCGUCCCGUGUACAUUGCCCUCCCCACCAAUAUCGCCUUCACCAAGAUCUCCUCGGAACGACUAAAGAUCCCGCUCAGUCGCCUUCCUCCCCCCAACGCACCUGAUGUCGAGGCCUUUGUGUUAGACGAGAUUGCCAAGUUGGUGAAAGAGGCUGACGACGACGUCGUUUUCCUCAUCGAUGCAUGUGCCAUCCGGCACGAUCUCCGCAAAGAAACCAACGACCUGAUUGUCAAGACCGGAUAUCCUGUCUAUUCUGCUCCGAUGGGGAAAACCGCUGUGCCGGAGAACUACGAGCGAUAUGGUGGAAUCUAUGUGGGAUCCAUCAGUCACCCCGAAAUCAAGGAGAAGGUAGAAUCCGCCAAGUUGAUCUUGUCGAUUGGUGGAUUGAGGAGCGAUUUCAACACUGGAAACUUCACGUACUCGAUUCCUGCUAGCAGAACAAUUGAGUUCCAUUCCGACCACACCAAGGUUCAGCAUGCCGCCUUCCCUGGCAUUGGAAUGAAGGAACUUCUUCCUCUGGUCACGGCUCGUCUGGAGCCCGCCGUCAAGAAGAUGCCUGUUCCGCCCUUCGUUGCAUUUGUCCAGGAAGAGCCGAACGAUGUGAUUUCGCAAGCUUGGUUCUGGCCGAGGAUGAGCAAGUUCUUCCGCCCGAAGGACAUCAUUGUGGCCGAGACGGGAACAUCGAGUUUCGGUGUUUUGGAUAUUCCGCUGCCUCAAGAUUCUAUUUUCGUCAGCCAGAUUCUGUGGGGCUCCAUUGGCUGGACCGUUGGUAGCACUUUGGGUGCCGCGUUCGCUGCUCGUGACUUGAAGCUGGGACGGACAAUACUAUUCGUCGGAGACGGCUCUUUGCAGCUGACGGUCCAAGAGCUUUCAUCGAUGAUCCGACACGACCUCCAAAAGCUCACGAUAUUUGUGCUCAACAACAGCGGGUACACCAUCGAGCGCUAUCUGCAUGGAAAAGAACGCAAAUACAAUGAUAUCGCCAACUGGGAAUGGACGAGCCUUUUGAAGGUCCUCGGCGACCCCAAGGGGGAGAAGACCGAGUCGUUCACGACUCGAACCAAAGAGGAGCUCGGAACCCUACUUGAGACGGAGUCAUUCGCGCAGUCGAAUAAGAUCCAGCUCGUAGAGGUGGUGAUGCCCCGAUUGGAUGCUCCACGUGCGUUGGAGCAGCAAGCAGAGCUCAGUGGCAAAACAAACUCCUAUGCCGCGUAGUAGACCGAUUAUUCCUGUACCUUUAGUUUCACGCCCAUCAAAUGCAUUUAUCUCAAUGAACGUCGGUGGCGGGCAGGACAAACGAGGCAGUCAC